ACCCACAACAAACAACUCAUUGCCUUCUCUCCUCCUCCCUUUUUAUCAUUCCUUCAAACUCAUUUCUUUUGAGAGUCGACAUUGGGUUUCUUUAGGAGGAGGCUUAUGAGAUUGAAUCCGAAAGGUAUGGCCUCCUCUACGAUGUAUAAGUUAGAUGGAGAUCGAGAGCAGAGUGGAGGAGCCAUAGGACUCUUCAGAAGUGAAGCCACCAUGAGCGACGACGUGUGCUUUGAGAUCCUCGCCAGGCUCCCAGUCGAGGCCCUGUUCCGAUUUAGCUGCGUCUCCAGGGAAUGGCACCGCCUUAUCUCCGACGACUACCUCCGGUGGCGGCUUCCCCUUCUCGCCUCCGCUGUCUUCUACCGCUGCGGCGAUGGCGAGAGCGAGAAGCCCCGGUUCGCGUGCACGUCCCGCGGCAGCCUCCGUGAAUGCAGCCUCGAGUUCUUCCCCUUCCAUCGGAGCUCCGCCAUCGUCGACUGCUGCCACGGCCUGCUGCUCUCCUACUCGAGCUUCCACUCCAUGUUCUACGUCGUCAGCCCCAUCACCAUGAGAUGGGUUGAGCUGCCGCGGCCCCCCAAGAGAGCGCAACUCUCGGUGCUCGCCUUCGACCCCCGGCACUCCUCGGAGUACAAGGUGGUCGCCUUCACCGGCUGGCUCCCGCGGGGCGCCGAGCUCAUGGUCUUCGCGUCGGAAACCGGGAGGUGGGCCGAGCGCAGCGUGCAGUGGGGGCUCGACCCCGACGCCAUGACCACCACGUUGCGGUACUUCGCGGGGACCCUCUAUAUCCUGGCCCACCCGAACUACGCCGUGGCGGUCGACCUCGGCGACGACAGCGUGUGCCGUCUGAUCGAGCUGCCGGAGGCCAUGAAGCAUGGGGCGCGUCUCGACAUGUCCGCCGGCGGUCUGCAAUACGCCUGCAACGACGGCGGUCGGCUCAGGGUGUGGAUGCACAACGAGUCGAGCGGUGGUGGGUGGGUGCUGAAGCACAGCGUCAACGUUAAUGGAGCAGUAGUGGCGCUGCAUCCGGAGAGGGAGGUGGCGUACCUGAGGGCGGACUGGAAGCUCGUAUCGUAUGAUCUGAGGAAGAACAAGGUCGAGGAGGUGUUGGAGAUGGAGGAGGAGAGGGAGACGGCAUGCUAUGUGGUAAACAUGUGGUUAUUUCCUUUCUCGCGGCACAUGUCGGAUUGCUUGGCCACAAGGACGGUGGUGGAGACAUAUCCAAGUGAUGCGAAGGAAUACAGUGUGUGAAUGUGACAAAGUGCAGUUGUUCAUCAUUAUCUUUAGAGAAAAAUCCAUGACCAUA
Molecule: messenger RNA, 1300 nt
Organism: Musa acuminata subsp. malaccensis (wild Malaysian banana)
Lineage: Eukaryota; Viridiplantae; Streptophyta; Magnoliopsida; Zingiberales; Musaceae
Product: F-box protein At3g26010
Molecular function (GO): protein binding
Source: RefSeq, a predicted model, not a curated record